Nothobranchius furzeri (turquoise killifish) is the source of this 2488-nucleotide messenger RNA. RefSeq names its product MTOR associated protein, LST8 homolog (S. cerevisiae) (gene mlst8). NCBI's taxonomy places the organism in Eukaryota, Metazoa, Chordata, Actinopteri, Cyprinodontiformes, Nothobranchiidae. Gene Ontology annotation, molecular function: protein binding. Gene Ontology annotation, biological process: regulation of actin cytoskeleton organization; TOR signaling. Gene Ontology annotation, cellular component: TORC2 complex; TORC1 complex. The record is from RefSeq and is a predicted model, not a curated record.
GCAUUGACGGUUCUGACAACCAGACUGCUGUGGAAACAUGAAUGUGAACCAGGGGACGGUGGGCAGCGACCCGGUUAUUCUGGCCACGGCGGGAUAUGACCACACUGUCCGCUUCUGGCAGGCCCACAGUGGGAUCUGCACCAGGACGGUCCAGCACCAGGACUCGCAAGUCAAUUCCCUGGAGGUGACGCCUGACAGAAGUAUGAUUGCAGCUGCAGUCCUAAAGAAAACCUGCUACCUGGGUUCAUAUAUAUUCACCUUAUGAGUUACCUUUGAACUGCAGUUCUAAAAGAUCUACCGACCGCAAAAACAGCGGAGUGCCGCUGCUCGCCGGCCAACUACAACGGGACCGUUUUUGCUGCGGAGUUCGUGCCAGAGCGGAGUGGAGAGAUAGUGGAAUCUUGGGGGUGCGUCACCGGAGGACAACAGGUUACCAGCACAUCCGCAUGUACGACCUGAACUCCAACAACCCAAACCCCGUCAUCAACUACGACGGCGUCAGCAAGAACAUCACUUCUGUGGGCUUCCAUGAAGACGGGCGCUGGAUGUACACGGGAGGAGAGGACUGCAUGGCUCGCAUAUGGGACCUGAGGUCCAGAAACCUGCAGUGUCAGAGGAUCUUUCAAGUAAACGCUCCCAUUAAUUGUGUGUGCCUGCAUCCCAACCAGGCUGAGUUGAUAGUCGGAGACCAGAGUGGAGUGAUUCAUAUUUGGGAUCUGAAAACAGACCACAACGAACAGCUGAUUCCAGAACCAGAAGUCUCGGUUAACUCUGUUCAUAUUGACCCAGAUGCCAGUUACAUGGCAGCAGUCAACAGUUCGGGAAACUGUUAUGUGUGGAACCUGGCUGGAGGGAUGGGAGAUGAAGUGACUCAGCUCAUUCCAAAAACAAAGAUCCCAGCACACAAACGCUACUCCCUGCGCUGCAAGUUCAGCCCAGAUUCCACACUGCUGGCCACCUGCUCAGCAGAUCAGACCUGUAAGAUCUGGAGAACGUCCAAUUUCUCUCUGAUGACAGAGCUGAGCAUCAAGAGCAACAAUCCAGGAGAGACGUCCCGGGGUUGGAUGUGGGACUGUGCGUUCUCUGGAGACUCCCAGUACAUCGUUACAGCGUCUUCAGACAACCUGGCCCGUCUGUGGUGUGUGGAGACGGGCGAGAUCAAGAGGGAGUACAGCGGCCACCAAAAGGCCGUGGUGUGUCUGGCUUUUAACGACAGCGUGCUCGGUUGAGAAAGACAGGAAGUGACAAAAACGUUCAGAGAAGGACUGUGAGGACGGGACGUUCCUCUGCUUUGACAGGAGCCACAGAUGUGGUUGUUUGGGACACGGUUAACAAAACCUCCCAGAAUAAUCAAGGUUUUGGUGCCACACGCUAGCAAACAAUCAGCAAAGCAACACAACACGUUCAAAUUCACAAACUCAAGAGCCAAAUGCAUAUUUUAGCUGGAAACUUUACAGAAAUGGCUCCGUUAAGAAACUCAUCUUGUGUUUUUACAGAUUUGUAUAUUUAUCCAUCUUCUCCGUGUAGAAAACACUUCACAUUUAUGUACCGCUAAGCUGGUAAUAAAAGGAUUAAAGAAGUAUCCUUACAGUAAGCCUUUUAUUAGAUAAAAACAUGACUACGACAGUACAGUUACACAUAAUUAUGCUCCUCGUGUCUAAAAAAGGGGAUUGCUGUUCUGUGGUCUCUGAAACGUGCCACCAGAGAGGUUUUCACACAUGAAAAGAGCAACAAGGAGGAUUUAGAAACACACAUUUGUGUUUUCUUUUCUUCAGACAGAAGCAGGAGGGGUCAGGCUCAAGGGGAACACUCGGAUGAAGCAGAAACAGCUGAUCUUCGUGCUGUAAGGACACAGUCACUCAGGCAGAUAGUAGAAGCACACGGAUACACAGAUGUUGCUGGGGAAGCAGAUGUCGAUGCAGAAGUAGACCAGCCUCUGUUUGCCUGGACCUGAGAUAAGACACACACACACACCCCCAGGAAGAACCAGAAUCAACUCAGGUUUUCUGACAUUAUUUAUUACGUUUCCACAUCGGAUCCUAAGUGGUUUAUAACCAGCCUGUGUGAUAUUUACCCCGCGUGUCCUGAAAGGUUAGAAUAUUUAACCCCAACAUGCAGCUUGAUGUGAGGAGAGGCCACAUAGAUUAGGCUCUGGUUUGUUACAGACCAGACUCCUGAGAUGAGGUUGUGAGUAAAGUGUGAGCACGUGCCCCCUCAGACCAUCCAUCUCCUUACACUAGAUGUUCUGGGUUCCAUUACUUCCCUGUAGAAUGGAGCAGACCGAGUUGCUUUUUGAGGUUUUUUUUUGUGUCUAAUUUGUGUCACACUAUUGAAGUAAAUCGGAAUCUUACAGUUGUCCAAAUAACGUGAUUAAUUCUCUUUUAGUUGAUGAUGUGUAACAAGGGGGGUUACUUUUAUCACCAAGGGUCAGAUUGGUGUUUUAUUUCUCUGAAAUUAAUAUUGAGUUGAAUAAAACUUCUUUCUCUGA